AAGUCCAAAGUUCAACUUAAAGAUAUUUAUACUUUGAACUUCAUAAAUUUUGUUUAGCAGUUAAGUUACUUUGUGGCACUUCUUUCUCAGCUGAUUUUUUUCAAAAAUGGAUAUCUUAGAUAAGAUUAUAGACUUUUAUACUUAUGUUGAUCGUAUUAAUGAACGUUCAAAAGUGCAAGACUGGCCUUUUGUGAGAAGUUUAUAUCCAACUUUGUCAUUAUGUAUUUUCUAUCUUAUUUUUGUGUGUACAUUUGGUUUAAGAAUAAUGAAAAAGUUCGAACCAUUUCAACUAAAAUGGAUUCUAGUUGUCUACAAUGCUUUCAUUACAGUUUUGAAUUUGCAUAUAUUUCUAGAGCUUUUACUUGGGAUGAUUGACGCAAAUUACAGUUGGCCUUGUCAGCCUAUCAGGAGUACAGAUGAUCCUAAAGAAUUAAGGAUAGCAUCAGCAUUAUGGUGGUAUUAUAUAUCAAAAUUGAUCGAGUUUCUUGACACGGUGUUUUUUGUACUGAGAAAGAAAGACAGCCAGCUCACAUUUUUGCAUAUUUAUCAUCAUUCAACCAUGCCAAUUUUAUGGUGGAUUGGUAUCAAAUGGGUUCCAGGUGGCUCUUCUGCACAUGCUGCUAUUUUAAAUGCCUUCAUACAUAUUAUUAUGUACUUUUAUUAUGGCAUGGCUGCUCUUGGCCCACAAUAUCAAAAAUAUUUAUGGUGGAAAAAGUAUCUGACUCAAAUGCAAUUGAUCCAGUUCACAAUAGCUCUUGUUAUGGGUUGUCUCAUCAUAAAUAUGGAUUGUGAUUUUCCAAGAUGGAUGUCAUGGGCUUUAGUUUUUUAUAUGUCUUCGUUUCUCAUUUUAUUUAGUAAUUUUUAUAUACAAGCAUACAUAAAACGUGUAUCAUCCAAGAAGAAGGUAACCUAAACAUAUCUUCUGUUAUAAUAGAAAAGCUCAUAACAAGCGUUUACAAAAAUGUUGCAAGAAAAACAUUUAAAACAAGUUUUCCAUGAAAAUCUCUAAAAGUUAGGUACUUAUAGGUAAGUUUAUAUGAGUUCAAAGAGAAGCAUAUAGGCGCCAAUUAGGGAGUAAAAUGUAAGUAUUUACUUGCUUCGUUUUACAGCAUUUCAUUAACAAAUUUUUAACAAAUCUUAACUCCUUGAGACUUUUUUUAUUUUUAGAAAUUUAUAUCUAUUAAUAUUAAGAAAACGAAAUAUUGACUAUUGUUUUUGUUUGAUAUAUUUAAAAAAUUUGAAAGUAAUAUAUAUAAAAUUAAAAUUAUGUAUAAAUAGUAAAAUUAAUUUUUAUAAUAGAGUUUUAAUAGAAAUUUAGGGUGUUUAAUUU
Hydra vulgaris (swiftwater hydra) is the source of this 1330-nucleotide messenger RNA. Its product is annotated as very long chain fatty acid elongase 4. Gene Ontology annotation, molecular function: fatty acid elongase activity. Gene Ontology annotation, biological process: sphingolipid biosynthetic process; fatty acid elongation, polyunsaturated fatty acid; fatty acid elongation, monounsaturated fatty acid. Gene Ontology annotation, cellular component: endoplasmic reticulum membrane. The record is from RefSeq and is a predicted model, not a curated record. Lineage: Eukaryota; Metazoa; Cnidaria; Hydrozoa; Anthoathecata; Hydridae.